CAGCAUAGCAAAGCCAUAAUGAUCCACGUGGGAAAAUCAAUCUGUUGGGAAUUGUCUGGGCCUUCAGACUCUGAUUGCUACAUUGCAACAUCACCUUGCAUUGAUACAUUUUACAUUAUUAAUUAAUAGAUUAUUUACUAAUGUCUAAAUAAAUAAAAGAAUAGUAAAUGAAUUUAUUAAAGCAUAUUUUAUUGCACAUUUCAUUACUGAAGCGCAACAUUCUUUAUUUUGAUGUGUGUGUCUCUUCUGGUCGUGGAAAUGUAUCCUAUAAAACACACUCAUGACCAAAUCAGGUGUAUCUGAGCAGCAUAUGUGGUGUCAGUGUUCCCUGAGUGCUGUGAAAAGCCACUUUGGUAUUCAUGUCAAACUGUCUAACACACAUGCAGGGGAGCUUUGCAUGACCUCGGUAGGCGCAGCUCCAGCAGGUGGUGCAACAAUAUCAGGAUCUUUAUCUGAUAACAUCUGAUUAAACGAUGCAGUGCCAGUUGUGCUUGAAUGAAUCUUCAUGUAUCUGCAGUGUGGACUGAUGUGAAUCUAGGCUACAUUUACAACAUUUGCACCACUUUUGUUUUCUGUAUAAGAAACUGUAAUUCAGACAUCCAAUCAUAACGUCUGUGGCCUCUCACUACAGGCCGCCACGCGACCAGUCAGUGUGUUCUGCUUCUAAUUGUCUUCCUCCUGUCUCUGCAUCAGUCCAUGGUGCUGCUGCUGCACAGCCAGCACCAGUACAUCUUUGACUAUGACUCCGUGGACCGCCUGUCAGCAGUCACCAUGCCCAGCGUGGCCCGACACACCAUGCAGACCAUCCGAUCCAUAGGAUAUUACAGGAACAUCUACACCCCACCAGAAAGCAACGCGUCUGUUACUGUGGAUUAUUCUGAAGAUGGACAGCUCCUGAGGGUGGCUCAUCUAGGCACUGGCCGGCGUAUACUGUACAAAUACCGCAGACAGAACAAGCUGGCAGAAAUCCUUUAUGACUCGACCAGGGUCAGCUUCACAUAUGACGAGACUGCUGGUGUGCUUAAGACUGUCAACCUGCAGAGCGAAGGCUUCAUCUGCUCCAUCCGGUACCGCCAAAUUGGCCCACUGGUUGACCGGCAAAUAUUCCGCUUCAGCGAGGACGGGAUGGUGAACGCGCGCUUUGACUACACCUAUGACAACAGUUUCAGGGUCACCAGCAUGCAGGCUGUAAUCAACGAGACGCCGCUGCCCAUCGAUCUCUAUCAGUUUGACGACAUAUCUGGGAAAGUGGAACAGUUUGGGAAGUUUGGAGUCAUUUAUUACGAUAUCAAUCAGAUUAUCUCCACAGCAGUAAUGACCUACACAAAACACUUUGACCAGCACGGCCGCAUCAAGGAGAUCCAGUAUGAGAUUUUCAGGUCACUGAUGUACUGGAUCACCAUUCAGUAUGACAACAUGGGCCGAGUGACAAAGCGUGAAAUCAAGAUCGGGCCGUUUGCUAACACGACCAAAUAUGGUUAUGAGUAUGAUGUCGAUGGACAGCUGCAGACCGUCUCCCUCAAUGAGAAGAUGAUGUGGAGAUAUAAUUACGAUCUGAACGGGAAUCUGCAUCUGCUGAACCCUGGGAACAGCGGGCGUUUGACCCCUCUGCGCUACGACCUGCGGGACAGAAUCACUCGGCUGGGAGAUGUUCAGUAUAGGCUGGAUGAGGACGGCUUCCUCAGACAGAGAGGAGCUGAGAUAUUUGAAUACAACUCCAAAGGCCUACUAGUUCGUGUCUACAGCAAAGCAGCCAGCUGGACCAUCCAGUACCGUUAUGACGGCUUGGGUCGGCGAGUAGCAUCUAGGAACAGCCUGGGCCAGCACUUGCAGUUCUUCUAUGCGGACCUGAACUAUCCCACCAGGAUAACCCACGUCUACAACCACUCCAGCUCAGAGAUCACGUCCUUUUACUACGAUCUGCAGGGCCAUGUUUUUGCCAUGGAGAUCAGCAGCGGAGAAGAGUUUUAUAUUGCAUGUGAUAACACUGGGACUCCACUGGCUGUGUUCAGUAACAAUGGGCUCCUGCUUAAACAGGUGCAAUACACAGCGUAUGGUGAAGUUUACUUUGAUUCCAACCCAGACUUCGUGUUGGUAAUUGGUUUCCAUGGAGGUCUGUAUGAUCCUUUGACGCGGUUGCUUCAUUUUGGAGACAGAGAUUAUGACAUUCCUGCGGGAAGGUGGACCACUCCUGACAUCAGCACAUGGACACGUGUUGGUAAGGACCCUCAGCCCUUUAACCUGUACAUGUUCCAAGGUAACAACCCCAUCAGCAAGAUCCACCAGGUCAAAGAAUAUGUCACAG
Molecule: messenger RNA, 2305 nt
Organism: Haplochromis burtoni (Burton's mouthbrooder)
Lineage: Eukaryota; Metazoa; Chordata; Actinopteri; Cichliformes; Cichlidae
Product: teneurin-3
Biological process (GO): heterophilic cell-cell adhesion; neuron development
Cellular component (GO): neuron projection
Molecular function (GO): cell adhesion molecule binding; protein heterodimerization activity; protein homodimerization activity
Source: RefSeq, a predicted model, not a curated record